AUGACUAGCAAGUCACUCCUCUCUGACCGCGGACGGACCUACGACUCAACCGCGCCACAGGCUCCGUCGUACGCGGCCAUCGCGGCCUCCACUGCUACCUCCACUUCAACCCCGGCCAACCGCGACGACAGUGGGGGAAGCGGAAGUGUCCUGCCCACCCACACCGGGGCUAAGGGGAGUUGGCUUUCUACUCAGUUGGCGGGAAACAUUGACCCCAACAAGUGCGACUGGAUCAGUGUGUACGGCUGCCUGCUGACCGGGUUUACGUCAGCCGUCUCCUUCACUGCAUGCUAUGUCUGGCCAGGGUUCCAAACUGGAAAUCUCGCCCAACUCGCCAUUGCGGCGGCGCGCACGUUCGACCCGCCGGCAACGCGCACACAUGGCUUCCAGAAGAGUGAUCAGCAGGCGCUCACGGCCCUGGUGAUGUUCUGGUUGGGUACGAGCUUGGGCCGCAUUGGCGCCAAGGUUGGCAACACCCGGCGUGCGUGGCUGUUGUCCACCUCUAUCCUGCAGGUAUUUAUGGCCGCCAUCGCCGCCCUCCUCUCCCAAUUCUCGGGCGAGAGCGCGUACGCACACGACCGCGCGCACCCCUCGUGGGCGACGCCGAUGGGCAUGGGUGCGCUCGCGUUUCUUUCCGCUAGCUUGGGCCUGCAGGGCAUCGUGGGCAAGCGCAUCGGAAGCGCGAUGAACACGACGGUCGUCCUCACGACAACGUGGGUCGAGAUCUUCAACGACCCGCACCUGUUUGCGUGGCGCCUGGUCCCAAGCCGCGACCUGCGUAUCUCUGGCGUUUGUGGAGUCCUCUUCGGCGCGUUUAGCGCGCGCGCCCUCCUCGGCGUCAUCGGACAGGGUGGGACGAUUGGCCUUCUCUGUCUGCUGCGCUUGGUGCAGGCGGUGUGGUGGAUCUUCAUCCCCUCGCCGGCGUAA
This is a messenger RNA of Cutaneotrichosporon cavernicola, 927 nucleotides long. RefSeq lists its product as uncharacterized. NCBI's taxonomy places the organism in Eukaryota, Fungi, Basidiomycota, Tremellomycetes, Trichosporonales, Trichosporonaceae. The coding region runs from base 1 to 927 and encodes 308 amino acids. The transcript has 4 exons. The record is from RefSeq and is a predicted model, not a curated record.